This is a messenger RNA of Suillus paluster, 2973 nucleotides long. RefSeq names its product WD40-repeat-containing domain protein. Gene Ontology annotation, molecular function: protein binding. NCBI's taxonomy places the organism in Eukaryota, Fungi, Basidiomycota, Agaricomycetes, Boletales, Suillaceae. The record is from RefSeq and is a predicted model, not a curated record. Bases 1 to 2973 code for a protein of 990 amino acids. The transcript is spliced from 10 exons.
AUGCCAAGCAAACCAGAUCAAAAACCGAGCACGAAAGGCGACAAGCAAAUACCUGGGUCGGGUCAAGAUCCCGUCAAGAUAUUUGGAAGCCAUGAGCAGACUAUCACCUGCAUUGCUACGUUUCCAGACGGCAAGAGAAUAGCGACUGCGUCUUACGAUAAGACAAUACGCAUCUGGAGGCUUGAAGAUGGCACGGAAAUAAUGAAGUGGGAGGUGGAGAAAGACGUCGGCGCACUGGUGAUCUCACGAAACGGGAAGCACGUGGUUAGCGCUGAGGGAGAGUACCCGACCGAUGUCGAGGAACCGGAGUGUUGGCAACUAUGGGUUCGCGACGCUAAGACUGGGAAGGUCGUUGCAGGUCCCUUGAAUGGUCACACCGACAUUGUGGAAGCUUUGGAUGUUUCCUCUGAUGGCGACAUUCUCGCCAGUGGGUCAUUCAAUGGCACGGUUAUAUUAUGGGACACCAGCACCUGGAAGACUCGAGGUGAUCCCCUUCCGUGCGGCGCAUGGCGCAAUUGGGUCAAUUGCGUCCGAUUUUCUCCGUCCGGUAACCUUGGCGUUGCUACCAAAGAAGAGAUCCAAAUAUGGGACUUGGACAGGAGGGAGUGUCUUGCUGAAUUCAAUGGCCACUCUGACUUUGUCAAUGAGUGGAAUAUGUGGCUCGCCUGGACUCCCGAUGGCGUCCAUCUCCUCUCAGUAGGUAGUGAUGAUGAUGUUACCAUUCGCUCUUGGGAUACCUCCACGUGGAAACAGGCUGGUGAUCCCUGGACUGGCCGUCAUGAUAAGGAAGAUAUAUUCACUAAUCAUAUCACGUUGAACCCGGCUGGCACCCUUCUCGCAUCGGUAUCUGGAGAUUGUACCGUCCGCUUGUGGCAGCUGCACACAGGGACAGAAGUCGCACGGUACGAGCACUCGGAUGAGGUGUGUGAUGUUGCGUUCUCGGUCGAUGGACGCUUUCUAUUCAGUGGUGGUUUGAACACAAUCUCGCAAUGGGAGAUAUCAGAGGAUGUGCUUACAGCAGCGCAAUUUGAUUCUCUGGUCGAGAAAAAUAAGGUGACUCCCCCCACUGUUAAUUCACUCCACGCAAAAGCUCAGUGCUCUCAUGCCAGGCUGGUUUGUCACGGGGCAAACAACAGAAAAGGUCUUCUUGAUUCGGAGAUCCCUGGCCAGCGGCGCACUAAUUUUGUGAACUACGAGCGUCUCGACAGGUCUCGUGCACACGCUAAUCACUAUACAUUGCCACGCGCUCAUGCAGAAAGCUCUUCAUCUUCUCGCUUGCAUAAUAUGAGUACCUUCUUUGAUGGCAUUCGGCCGUCGUCAGACCAGAAGGGCAAGAACAAGGAGCGUUUACCGAGACGAAAGGAAGCCGUCGAUGUCCCUUUCGGACAAGCCACCAUAUCACCCACUCCUGGGCCUGCACCACGCCCGAAGCCCUCGACCCUUCAAUCAUGGAAACCCAAGGUACCCUCACCUCCUCAAUCGCCAGAACCAGAGCGUAAGACUGCUGGGAUGUCUGCAUCAGACGCGAUGGAGAGCAUCGGCAAGGGCGGGAGUCUCAAGGAGCGCAUGGCCGCUCUCCAAGGAAAGGAAGACGAACAUGAGGCUCAGCAGGAUGAUGCUGAGCCUGAACAAGAUCCGGAGGAAGAAGAGAGGCAACGCCGUGCCGCGAUCGCUGCUCGUAUGGCUCGUCUUGGUGGUGCCCGAGUCGGCAUGGGUCCGCCUAUGUUUGCCAGGAAGCCAGCUCCCAAGAAGCCAGCGACUCCUCCACCUCAGCUCAAGCAGGAGGAGGAAGCGAUCCUGCCAGAUUCAGCUCCAGACGUGACUUCUCCUGCGGAAGCUCUAAACCCUCCCUCAGAUGUCAAGGAAGAGGCGAUGAUUCAGGCUAAUAACUUCCUUGACCCUACACGCAAGGACUCCGAUUCUUCCUCUCUCUCCAUUGCUGAUACCUCUUCUAACACAACGUCCGUUCGCUCAAUGCCAGUACCCGCCGGUCCACGCCGCGCAGCUCCCCCACGUAAGAAGGCAUACAAGUCCCCUCCUACAACCCAGCUCCCAGACGUCCCUGUACCUGCUGCAGCACCAGAAACUACUGAAGAGGCCCCAGAUGCUGAGUCUACGACUGAACCUGAACCUGAACCAGAGGCCAGACCAUCCGUUGUAACAGUGACGUCUCUAGAACAAGUCGAAAGUCCAGAACAAGUCCCGGUUCCGUCAUCAGAGCAGAUUCUUGUCAUCGGCGACGUACAGAAGGAGAUCGGCGACGUAGGUGUGAGUGUCGAACUUGACACAGUCGAGGUGGGCCCCGCGAAUACGCUCGAAGAGGAAGAUGUCCCUGUCGAUGCAUGUGAGCCUGAGCCUGCGCCUGCGCAGGAAGAAGAGGAGCAAGAGCUUGAGCAUGAUGAGCAGAUGCAACAGGAACAGGAUGAAGAGAGGAAGAAGCGCAUGGGUGCAUUUAACCCACUUGCGGGGUCCCCGCCUGUACCCCGCAGGGAAUCCAUCCCCUCACCUACCGCUAGACGUGACUCAGUCCCUAUUUCGCCUGUACCAGUAGAAGAACCUCUCGACGUCGAAGACGAAGUCAACGUGGACCUCGAGGAAUCCCACGUCGAUGAUGAACCAGAAGAAGCCAAAGAAGCAAGAGAAGCAGACGAGCCCGCUUCUCGUGCUGCCGAGUUCGACGAUGAACCUCAACCUGACUUGGGCACGACUCGCCGCGUGUUGUAUAACGAUGAGAUGGACGAACGAGAGCGAUAUGAGGAUGAUGGGGAUCAGGUUUUGAAUGAGCCCGAAGCUUGGGAACCUGCGUCGCAACCAGCCGAGGCACACACGUUCGGCGCUGUUAUUCCACCGCCACCUCCGCUGCCGUGUCCUAUUCCACAGGAAGAUGAACCCGGUCAGGACGAAUUUCAAUCAGGCACAAGCGCUCAGGGCGAGGGGGCCGCAUUAACAGAAUCGUUGACUCAGCACCAUUAG